AUGGCUCCAUCCCGAGACUUUGCAUCCCACCAGACUGGCUAUGGCAGUUUACCAAGUUCUGUGCCAGUGCUCAUUGUGGGCGGAGGCCCGACUGGGUUAUUGCAGGCCCUCCUUCUCUCUCGACUCGGAGUUCGAUCAUUAAUCAUUGAGCGUUAUGCCGAGCGUUUGGCUGCCCCCAAAGCUCACGCGAUCAGCCCCCGCUCUUUGGAAAUCCUACGUCAAUUUGAACUAGGCGAGAAGCAUGUGCGCCAGCUAGGCACUUCGCGAGAUGAUAGCUCCUCUGUCAACUUUCUGACAAAUCUUUGCGAGGAAGCGAUCGGCAGGCUCCCGUAUGAGCGCAUGGAUCCUGCAGUCUUGGAUGACACGCCAGAGAUGAUUCAUAAUAUACCCCAACCAGCCCUAGAGCAAGAAUUGUCCAAUUUUAUUGCAAAAGAUCCCAACGUUACCUUGGUCAAGGGAUUCAGCAUUCAUGCUGUGGAACAAACUGAAAAUGAAGUUGUAGCGACAAUUGAGGAACGGUCAACUGGACAACUCCAUCAAACAAAGUCCCGUCACCUCAUAGCUUGUGAUGGUCGUAGAAGCAAGGUCCGUGAGCUGCUCGGUAUUGAGUCUGAGAGCGAAGACUCCGAUCAGACAAUGAUGACCAUUCAUUUCAAUGCCAAUCUGCGACCUGUCGUUGGUGACCGUGUCGGGAUGUUGUAUUGGAUAAUGGACCCGGUAGCUGCGGGCUUUAUCAUCGGCUAUGAUCUCGAUGGGAUCCAGGUACAUAUCAGCCAGGUAGACGUUGAAGAGCACCCGGUCGAGUCGUGGACAGAAGAUAUGUGCAGGGCCAAGAUUCGUGGUGCUAUCGGUAAUGACGAUGUUCCGUUUGAUAUCCUGAGCUAUCGCCCCUGGGUCUUCCGUCGCCAGGUUGCUUUCACGUUCCAGGAGGGGAAUAUUUUCCUGGCUGGAGAUGCUGCUCACUCAUUCCCCCCAACUGGUGGGCUAGGUUUGAAUUGUGGUCUUGCAGAUGUUCACAACUUAGCUUACAAGAUUGCCUUGGUUCACCGGGGGGUAGCGACGCCAUCUAUACUUUCGACAUACACUGCCGAGCGACGGGGUGUUGCGGAUUCCUAUUCCAAGCAGAGUGUUAAGAACGGCAAGGAGAUAUUUGCCCUGUUGCAGAGUCUCAAAACCGCCGGUGUUGAAGAUGUUAUACAAGCGCGAAAGAAUAUGAUGGCAGCGUUGGCGGAUCCGGUCCAACGCAAACGGGUUAAGGCAGGUAUUGAAGGACAGAGGGAACAUUUCGAUAAUCUGGAGCUUCAUAUUGGAUAUGUGUAUGGUGCUACCGAGCCACCUCCUCAUGCUUCACAUUAUUCUCCAAAAUUUGUGCCUGGGGCGCGCUUACCGCAUGCUUGGAUUGGCUUCCCAGAUCAUCUCUCCCCGGAGACAGAGGCAGCCAGGUGUUCUUCACUGCCCCAUAAGCCAGUCGAUGUAUCCUAUAUCAAGGAUUUUGAUGCAGAUCAGGUUCGGGCGUGUCAGUGGAGUACCCUGGAUCUCUGUGGCCCUGACUCUUGGACCUUGAUUCUGGGGCAGGAACAGCAAACUCCCAACAUUACCCUUUUGCAGAAGCACUGUAACGUGAUUGGCAUACCUCUUAAUACCUGGCGCCUCGACGUUGACUUUGAAAUCGUCAGGCAGAGUUGGUUUGCUGAUGAAUUGGUCCAUGGUGGAGGGGUUCUGGUUCGCCCUGAUCAGCACAUCCUAGCAAGGAUCGCUGCCGAGACAUAUAAAGAAGAUGUGAUUGCGGAGGUAAACAAACAUCUUGGGAUUUAA
Penicillium robsamsonii is the source of this 1815-nucleotide messenger RNA. RefSeq names its product Monooxygenase FAD-binding. The transcript is spliced from 6 exons. Gene Ontology annotation, molecular function: FAD binding. Bases 1 to 1815 code for a protein of 604 amino acids. The record is from RefSeq and is a predicted model, not a curated record. Lineage: Eukaryota; Fungi; Ascomycota; Eurotiomycetes; Eurotiales; Aspergillaceae.